Messenger RNA from Puntigrus tetrazona (Sumatra barb), 1798 nucleotides. RefSeq names its product potassium channel, subfamily V, member 2a (gene kcnv2a). The coding region runs from base 23 to 1579 and encodes 518 amino acids. Gene Ontology annotation, molecular function: voltage-gated potassium channel activity. NCBI's taxonomy places the organism in Eukaryota, Metazoa, Chordata, Actinopteri, Cypriniformes, Cyprinidae. The transcript has 2 exons. The record is from RefSeq and is a predicted model, not a curated record. Gene Ontology annotation, cellular component: membrane; voltage-gated potassium channel complex. Gene Ontology annotation, biological process: protein homooligomerization; potassium ion transmembrane transport.
AGCCUGAGAGGACACUGGGACCAUGAUCAAGCUUAAACGUAGGAGGCAAAGCCUUUUCCCCAAUUAUAAACUUGGGGUCUCAGUCCCUGCUCCCAAGGAUCCAGAGGAUUCUGAGCUACCUUUUGGUCAACACAACUGGGUAAAACCAUGGAAUUCAAUGCAGGAAUUAAGUAAGGAUAUAUAUGACAUCUAUGCAGAGUACGAUGACGAUGAAGAAGAAAGACUGAUUUCGACCCCCAGUAAACUGUCCUCUCCGACUAAGAACUACAUGCUGAACAUCAACGUAGGAGGCAAGGUCUACCAGAUCUCUUACAGGGUAGCAGCAAAAUAUCCCAAGACAAGAAUUGGCCGACUUGCAACGUAUACGGACCACAACAGAAAACUCGAUCUCUGUGAUGAUUACGUUGUCCAAAACAAUGAGUUUUUCUUUGACAGGGAUCCAGACAUCUUCCACAACAUCUUCAACUUCUACAGGACUGGAGUUCUCUGGAUCAAAGACGAAUUGUGCCCACGCAAUUUUUUGGAGGAGAUCAACUACUGGGGUGUUCGUAUCAAGAACACCCAUCGCUGCUGCCGCAUCUCGUUCGAGGAACGGCAAGAUGAACUCAACGAACAGCUCAAAGUACAACGGGAACUCGAGGCAGAAGUGGAAACCGAGGAACAUGAGGACUUGUUUCAGGAUAUGGCUUUCGGUCAUACACGUUUUAUCAUUUGGAACAUGAUGGAGAAGCCUUUCUCAUCGGUCACAGCCAAGCUCAUGGCAGUGGCAUCCAGUUUCUUCGUUCUGGUUUCACUUGUGGCUAUGACUCUCAAUACGGUAGAGGAAAUGCAAUAUAAGACGACCACCGGCCAGCUGAGUGGGAAAACCUACUGCGAGUAUGUUGAGACUUUCUGCAUUGCGUUUUUUACCAUGGAAUAUCUGCUCCGGCUUGUGUCUACACCUGAUCUCAAACACUUUGGAAGGAGCAUGCUCAACGCUGUAGACCUGAUUGCAAUCCUUCCGUUAUAUCUUCAGAUGAUCUUAGAGUGUUUCGAGAAUGAAGACUAUGGGAAACAUGGUAGCGAUAUUGAGACUGUAGGACGAGUUGGUAAAUUGGGGCAGGUUCUCCGCAUCAUGCGUCUAAUGAGGAUAUUUCGUAUCCUAAAACUAGCACGUCACUCAACUGGACUUCGAGCUUUUGGCUUCACACUCCGGCAAUGCUACCAACAAGUGGGCUGUCUUUUUCUCUUCAUUGCGAUGGGAAUUUUCACCUUCUCUGCCAUGGUCUAUACCGUAGAGCAUGAUGUGCAUCAAACAAACUUCACCAGUAUUCCACAUGCAUGGUGGUGGGCAGCUGUGAGCAUCUCCACUGUGGGCUAUGGCGACAUGUUUCCAGAGACUCAUCUGGGUAGGAUUUUUGCAUUUGCGUGCAUCUCGUUUGGAAUUAUUCUCAACGGCAUGCCAAUCUCCAUCCUCUUUAAUAAAUUCUCAGACUAUUAUUCGAAGCUGAAAGCCUAUGAAUACACAUCGUCUAUAAAGAAUCGCGGGAAAAUAAGGUUUGUGAAAAGGGCUGCAAAGAAGGUUGCGGAAUGUUUUUAGGUUGCUAUGUGCUGACCUAUACUUUCCAUCCACGGGCUGAUUUUUAAUUCAUGGACUUGGUGGUCUUUUCAAAACAUUCAAAGCAACCAGACCACUUAAGUAACUGUCUUCAAACAAAUUAGCCAGUGCUUGCUUUUUUGCUGCUGGAUACAUUCAUACUAUGGAACUUUUGUACUAUAAACAAAAGUAAUUUUGUUUAAAAACAAACCAAUGCAUUUA